AUGAAGCACCGGCCACCUAUCGUGGACGAGACGGAGGCGUUCCACACGCUACUGUCUACGUAUGCGUCUGACAUACCGCCAGUAUCCAAGAAAUCAGCCGAGAUUAUCCCGUCCAAGCAACGCGAAGCGACGCAGGCGUGGAUGAAGGAGGCCUAUGCGGUUAAACGGCAUAUUGCGUCUUUGUACGCCUUCCUCGCCAUGAUCCGACGGCCAUACCUGGAUGUAGCCUCCAAAGGACGGCGUGCACCAGAGUCACAUGAGGCGGCGAACGAGGCUGGAUCGAGUCAGGAUGCUUUUGCGCGAUGGCAGCGCACGACGUCACUGAGCGAAGCCGAGCGGGAUGAAGUGGAUUUCCAAGUGAAGCUGGUGAUCAAGCAAUGCUUAUCGCGGGUAAAUGAGCUAGAACGUGGCGAGAAACUUCGGUCCGAAGCAGUAGCACGAGCGCUGCAGAAAGCCGGCGUGUCGGGCCUGUCCCCCUUUUCGCUCUUCCAAGGCUCAUCGCUCCAGAAACAGAAAGAGGCGUCCGCCAUGCUGGGCCGGCAUCAUACCUCUGUAACGCAGUACCUAUCAGAGCAGCUUGCGAGAGUGUCUUCGAUCCAGGCGAUGCUGCAGCAACGACGUGUGGACGCCCAGCGCCAGCGGUAUGAAAAACUAGCUGACACCGCGCGCCAAAGUACGUCGUCCGAGAGCCGGAUAGCCGUGUCCGAGGAGAGUUUGCGUGGGACAGUAGGAGCUAUCGGUGAGCACGGUGUGGAUGUGGUUGAGCAGCUGAGCAAAGACCAAGUCCAGGCGUUUGAGGAAGAGGCCUCUGCGCUGGUCGAGUCGCUCGAAGCGGACUUGGCGGCUGUGCAGCAUGCGGAGCAGCAACUUCAGGAUAUUUCCUCCCUGCAGACCAAGAUUGUACAGCACUUGCAAGAGCAGAAUGAACAUGUGGAUACGCUGCUCACAGAAGCGGGUCUUCACGGAGAGCAAGUGACACGCGGCAAUCAGCAGCUGCGGAAGGCGAAGGAACGCAACCGCCAAGCGAAUCGACUACUUUCGCUCUUUUUCAUCGUCAGUGGGCUCAUUCUGCUAUUCAUGCACUGGAUCGACUAG
Molecule: messenger RNA, 1095 nt
Organism: Malassezia pachydermatis
Lineage: Eukaryota; Fungi; Basidiomycota; Malasseziomycetes; Malasseziales; Malasseziaceae
Exons: 4
Coding region: 1-1095 (364 amino acids)
Biological process (GO): retrograde vesicle-mediated transport, Golgi to endoplasmic reticulum
Cellular component (GO): SNARE complex; endoplasmic reticulum
Source: RefSeq, a predicted model, not a curated record